AUGGAUAGAAGCUGGAUUUUUGGGGCACCGUUCACACCUGCAUAUGUGAAAGGAGUCGAAGAGUUCAUGCAAUUUGUUAGUGAAAGAUACUCCAAAGACAGACAGAUACUUUGCCCGUGCAGCAGAUGUCUAAAUCAAAAAAUGCAGUCUCAGCAUGAGGCAAGUGACCAUAUACACAUUUAUGGAAUGUCAGCUACUUACACGAGGUGGAUUCAUCAUGGGGAGUCGGCGGAUACUGAAGUGGUUGAGAAUUUGGAGCAGCAUGUCGAAGGAAGGGAUCAUGACUUUGGGACACAUGCGGAUGUGGCCGAUGAUGACUAUGAUGAGGAUCACGGAGUACCAGAGAUGAUUGGUGAGUUGUAUGCUGCAGCAGAGGCAGAGGGAGAACAACCAAUGUUUGCAAGAGUCCUUGAAGAUGCGAAGAAGUCACUUAGCCCAGGAUCUAGGCACUCAAAAUUCUCUUUUUUGGUGAGGAUGUUGUAUAUCAAGUCUCGUUAUCGAAUUGGCAAUACAGCAUUUUCUGCGAUGAUCAAGUUGAUGUCAGAAGGAUACCCUCAGAGUGAGUUGCCAAAAUCAUAUGAUGAGGCCAAGAAAUAUCUUAGAGAAUUGGGUCUUGGCUAUGAAAACAUCCAUGUGUGCCCGAACAAUUGUGUGUUGUUUCGGAAGAGGUAUGAUGAAUACAAUGUGUGUCCAGUAUGCAAGGCAUCUAGAUGGCAAGAUGAAACUGGGACCAAGAAGGUUCCACAGAAAGUGUUGAGGCAUUUUCCACUUGUGGCAAGGUUGAAAAGAAUUUUUGCUUCAAAGCGAACUUCUGAAGAAACACAAUGGCACCAGAAAAAGAGGACGCCAGUCAACAAUGUAAUGAGCCAUCCAGCUGAUGGGGAAGCAUGGAAGGACUUUGACAGGAAAUUUCCAGAUUUUGCACGAGACCCGAGGAACUUGAGGCUUGCCUUAGCUACCGAUGGAUUCAAUCCAUUUGGCAACAUGAGUACCCAGUACAGUAUGUGGCCAGUGCUUCUAACACCGCUGAAUCUCCCACCAUGGGAAUGUGUGAAUCCAGCAAACUGCUUUAUGGCAUUACUCAUCCCAGGUCCAAAAUCUCCAGGAAAGGAUUUUGACGUGUUCCUUGAGCUCCUAAUUGAAGACCUGAUUGAUCUAUGGAAAGGUGUCAACACUUUUGAUGCUUGUACUGGUAAGAAGUUUGGCCUUCGUGCUGUCGUGCUAUGGUGUAUACAUGAUUAUCCAGCGCUGAGCACGUUAUCCGGGCGAACAACAAAAGGGUAUUAUGCAUGUAUUCAUUGCGACAAGGAUCCGUUGUCUCUGGCAAUAAGGAAUAAGAUAUGUUACAUUGGACACCGUCGUUACCUAUUUCGAGGACAUGCAUGGCGGAGAAGUUUGGCUUUCAAUGGUAAGCGUGAAAACAAAGAUGAGCCAGGCAAGUUCACUUUGGAGGAGGUCCUAGAGGAGCUAGAGAAGGUGAAAGAUGUCAGGCCAGGGAAGCAUCCUAACAUUACUGGAAAUAAAAGGAAGCGCAAUGAGGGUCCAAGGAUUUAUAGCCGCAAAGUUGGGUUGUGGAGAUUGCCAUACUGGCAACAUCUAAAGCUUCCACAUAAUCUUGAUGUGAUGCACAUAGAGAAAAACAUAUGUGAAAACAUUCUUGGCACAUUACUCAAUGUACAGGGCAAGACCAAGGACACAACCAAUGCUAGGCUAGAUUUAUAUGAUAUGGGCAUAAGACCUGAAUUUCACUUGCAGCAGCAUGGCAACUCAGUCAUUGCUCCACCUGCUCCGUAUGUCUUGGGGAAGGAUCAAAAAAUUGCAUUCUGCAAGUUUCUCAAAGGUAUCAAGUUUCCUGAUGGAUAUGCGGCCAACCUAGGAAGAUACAUAAGUGAAGAUGGUUCGAAGGUCCAGGGAAAGCUGAAAACACAUUCUUGCCACAUACUCCUGCAAAGAAUCAUACCUGCUGGCCUAAGAGGACUGGUGAGGAAGGAUGUAUAUGAAGCAGUUGCAGAGCUCGGGACCUUCUUCAGGGAACUAUGUAGUAGAAAUCUAAGGAUUGAUGUUGUGAAACGGCUGAAACAAGAGAUUCCAUUGAUCCUAUGCAAGCUUGAGAAAAUAUUUCCACCUGCCUUCUUUGAUGUCAUGGUGCACUUGGCCGUCCAUCUUCCUGAUGAGGCACUGCUUAGAGGACCUGUUCAGUACGGAUGGAUGUAUAUGGAGGAUAUUGACACUAGAUUUAACCGUGAUGAUGGUAGUGAUAGACAGGUGCCAUUGCCUAAUGACAUAUCUGUUUUUAAGCAUGGUGUUACUCUUGUUGGAUCUGAUAGGAGGCAGUACAUUGAUGAUGUUGUCCUAAAUAAGUUAGUUUGCUUGUACAGAGACGAUCUAAAAAAGCAAGGUGCACGUGAUGUUGAGAGAAUGGUUGAAAAAGGAUUUGCAAAGUGGUUUAAGUGCCAUAUUGCAAAGAAAAGCAAGGACAAUCCAGAAUCAGUUAGCGAAGGACUGUGGGCACUCUCAUGUGGCCCAGAUCUGCGAGUUAAGACUUGUGCAGCUUGCAAGGUCAAUGGGGUGCGGUAUAGCACUGUGGAUCGUGAGAAGUUCCUUCUGACACAAAAUAGUGGUGUAAUGACUGAAGGUUCACAUAAUGGGAAAGAUGUUGAUUUUUAUGGAGUCCUUAAAGAGGAUGACUAUGGUUCUGAUACUGAACAUGUAGUGCAAACAGGUGGUGAAAAUGAGGUCUUGCAGAAUAUUGAAGGUGGAGAAGCCAUUAUAAUUGAAGGAAAUUUAGAAUGCCUUAUAAAAAGCAAGAAGCAACCUAGUAUUCCUUUAGAUAGUGAGGAUGAGGAGGAAGAUGAGACAGCAGAGCAGUACUGUAGUGAUGGUGGCAAUGAGAACAAUGGUUACAUGUCCCUAGACGAUGAAGAUUCUGAUUGA
This is a messenger RNA of Setaria italica (foxtail millet), 2934 nucleotides long. RefSeq lists its product as uncharacterized. The record is from RefSeq and is a predicted model, not a curated record. Lineage: Eukaryota; Viridiplantae; Streptophyta; Magnoliopsida; Poales; Poaceae. The transcript has 5 exons. Bases 1 to 2934 code for a protein of 977 amino acids.